Messenger RNA from Calypte anna (Anna's hummingbird), 1845 nucleotides. RefSeq names its product chromosome 5 C15orf62 homolog (gene C5H15orf62). The record is from RefSeq and is a predicted model, not a curated record. The transcript is spliced from 2 exons. Bases 626 to 1144 code for a protein of 172 amino acids. Lineage: Eukaryota; Metazoa; Chordata; Aves; Apodiformes; Trochilidae.
GCCCCGUGGGGAGCUCUGCUGGAACGAGCAGCAGGGGCAGAGAGGGGAGCACGGGGAGAAGGAACCAUCCACAGGACCCGACCCAGGAGGUGGUGCUGAGCUCUGCUGGGGGAGCGUGGGCUGGGGCUCUGCCACUCCACACUCACUCCACACUCCACACACACCUACUCCUUCCUGCAAGCCUGGCAAUUACCAGUGGUGCAAAGCCCAGUUCCUGACGUGGCUGACUCAGCAAGGGCUUGGCUCCAAACAAACACAUCCAGACAGGGAGCUGCAGCGACGGGAGGCACGGCAAGAGAAGGAGGCAUUGGGGUUGGGUUUUUUUUUUUUGAAGUGUUGUGGCUCCCACCUGGCUGACUGCCCCCUGGACUUGGCUUCCUCCAACCUCCCAGCGUGGUGCUGGACGUGGUGCUCAUGGUUUUCCCCGUGCUCCAGGAGUUCCUCCUGCUCCUCCCCACCUGUUAGACUCGGGCAAGGCUCCAGCUCACUCUACAGGAACGGGGAAGGAAGAGGUUGUUCCUGUUGUGUGGCUCGCUGCUGAUCCUGCAACUGAAGCCCAACACCUGGCUGUGAGGAGUCAGCAGCUUCCUCCUCCUCCUCCUCCUCCUGGGUGCCUUCCAUCAGCAUGGAUACUUGGAGGAGAGGCUCCAUCAAGUCCACAACCUUCUUCAGACGUUUCUCGCUCAGGAGACACAAAAAGCUGGGCAACCAAGUCAUCCUCCUGAACCAGAACAGCCACACUCUGGACAGUGAUGGGCAGAAGAGGGAAUGCUUGAGGGAUCUGAAGGACAAGUCCGAAUACCUCUCAUACCAGAGUGAGCAAAACCUUGCCAAGGCACAAGCACCUCCCAAGCCUCCCCGGCUCUACUUGGACAGUUCCAGCUGCCCCAACAUCAUCGACCACACAGAUUCCCACCCUGACCUCUCCUUUUCUGGGGCUGCUCCCCAGUACCACAAAGCCACCCAGACUCAGUCCCAGCACAAGGAGCAGGGUGCAGCCUGCGGGGCGGCCGAGACGCCGGGCACAGCUCUGCCCGACCUGCCCGAUCCCUUCCUCUCCUUCAAGGUGGAUUUGGGGCUCUCUCUUCUCGAGGAUGUGCUGCAGACCCUCAGGAAACAGAACCCCAGGGAUUAUGCCAUUUGAAGGUAUUUCUCAUGUGACAACCCCCCGUGUGCUCUGUCCCAGUGGGAAGGAUGCUGCAGCACUGCCCUCCUGCCUGGUCCCUGCUGGUGUCCCCACCUCACCUGCCACAGACUGUCCUUGUCCUUGUCCUUGUCCUUGUCCCUGUCCUUGCCCAGGAGCCCUUUGGAGCAGAGCUCACAGGAGGCUCAGACAGGAGCACUGUCUGCUGGAACCCUGGGGGGGUUUUGAGUUUCCACGUCUGGGAAUUUCCCACUCCAGACUCUGCUUCUCCUCCUCCUCCUCCUCCUCCCAGAAGGACAGAGCUGCUCCGUGUUUUGGGGCUGUGACACUGGGAGCGGGGACAGAAAGGGACACGACCUGCAGCACUUGUGGACAAGCAGGAGGCAGCAGCAUUGCCAGAGCUGUGGCAGGGGUCAAGAGACAGGACCUGGGGAUUCUACUCCCACCAUGUCUGGAUGUAAAAAAAGAAAAAAAAGCCAUCCCUCCUCUUUUUUUUUCCUGUUUGCUUCCUUGUGGGUUUCUUUUUUCCCCAACUCAAGUGCAGUUGGCACUCCCAGCCUGGAAACAGGUAAGCAUCCACCUAGGCUUCUGAUACAGCAACUGCAGUUUGUUUACCUUACUAGCAGAAGUUUCUCUAGACACUGCUGCUUGGAGCAUGCACUGACCUAUCAGCUGUACAGAUCAGGAAGAAUAAAUGUGUC